AUGGCUCAAUCGGUUCCACCAGGAGACAUCCAAACUCAACCAAACGCGAAGAUCGUCUUCAACGCGCCUUAUGAUGAUAAGCACACCUAUCACAUCAAGGUGAUCAACUCGUCGGCUCGCCAGACUUGGAGUCGAUCCUCCAUGCGUGACCCAAAGGAGGCUGUUCUUCUUGCUGUUUCCUGCGAUGCCUUUGCCUUCGGACAGGAGGAUACCAACAACGAUCGUAUCACUGUUGAGUGGACCAACACCCCUGACGGUGCUGCCAAGCAAUUCCGUCGCGAGUGGUUCCAGGGAGACGGAAUGGUCCGCAGAAAGAAUCUUCCAAUCGAGUACAACCCAUAA
Molecule: messenger RNA, 342 nt
Organism: Caenorhabditis bovis
Lineage: Eukaryota; Metazoa; Nematoda; Chromadorea; Rhabditida; Rhabditidae
Source: the annotation of a GenBank genome assembly